Molecule: messenger RNA, 674 nt
Organism: Bactrocera neohumeralis
Lineage: Eukaryota; Metazoa; Arthropoda; Insecta; Diptera; Tephritidae
Product: protein FMC1 homolog
Exons: 2
Coding region: 99-404 (101 amino acids)
Cellular component (GO): mitochondrion
Source: RefSeq, a predicted model, not a curated record
AUAAAUUACAACGAAUUGCCGGCAACCAGUUUCAUCUGUCAAUAACAGCUGAUAAACGGUUGUGUGAAAAUUACUUCAAAGUUGUUUUGUAAUUCAGGAUGGCUGCAACAAAGACUUUGCGCUCAUUAUUACAAGAGCUACGUUCGGCUUCACCUAAAGGCUGCAUUAAAAACUCCCUGGCCGCGCGAUAUAUCCUGGCACAAUACAAGAAAUAUUCCACAACAGAUCUGCAAUUGUGUAAGGCGCGAGAUGAGGCGUUAUUUUUGGGUCAAACUUAUUUAACAUACUUAUCCAGUUUGCGAAAAUACAACGAAUUGUACAAAGAUUACCAUGGUCGUGGUGAACGCAGCGUCAAAGAAACUGCGGAUUUAGUUGGCUUCAAAUUGCCAACUGAUCCCAAAUAGAAAAAUUUAAAAGAUAUAUAACGAUGAAAUUAACUCCAUUUGGUUCAUUAAUAUACUAAAAUAUUACUGUAGAAAUAGCUUAACCUAAUUUUGAAAUGAAUUUGGUGUUUUCGUUCAAUAAUAUCAAUGCAAGAAGAACGUAAAAUGAUUUUGGUAUAUUAUUUGGCCUUAAGGAAUGAAAAAUGUUAGUAAUAUAUAUAAUGUAAUAAUGUGAAUUGAAUUUUUGUGCGCUUCAAUAAUACCAAAGCAAUGUUGCAGAUUACUGUGAAA